Messenger RNA from Brassica napus (rape), 2180 nucleotides. RefSeq lists its product as uncharacterized. Gene Ontology annotation, biological process: double fertilization forming a zygote and endosperm; regulation of protein localization to cell surface; regulation of double fertilization forming a zygote and endosperm. Lineage: Eukaryota; Viridiplantae; Streptophyta; Magnoliopsida; Brassicales; Brassicaceae. The record is from RefSeq and is a predicted model, not a curated record. The coding region runs from base 582 to 947 and encodes 121 amino acids. Gene Ontology annotation, cellular component: vesicle; extracellular region. The transcript has a single exon.
UAUUUAAUUUUAACCAAAUUCUUCAGUUCCAUUACAGCAGGCAUCAACAUCUGCUUAACUUCCAUAAAACAUUACGACCUUACUUAUAGAGAUUCUCAAUAUAUACCUACUUAUUACAACCUAUUUGUCCUGAUGUCCCUCAAACAAAAAUUUACUCACCAUAAGAAAAUUAGAAACCGGCUGCUAUUUUACAUGCGGUUUUCCUUUGAUGAUAUAGUCAAGGUUAAUCAUCUUAAGGCUGAGACACAUUCACAAACAAAUAUCAAAAACAAUAGAAAAUAGUGGGGGUCAAAAGAAACUUUCAAUCUUCUGUUUGAUAACGUAAAUAUGAACAUACUAUAGUUAUAUUGGUCAACUCAACUUCAUGAAAGAAAGUGUAACUCAAAAUACAUUAACCUAAACAUGAGUUUCAUUUUGAAAGAAAUUCUAAAACUGAUACCGUAUAUUCUCUUUAAUUUAUAUGAUAAAAUCUUGUAUCCUCACCCUAUAUAUUCUUAGUAUCUGUGCAUAUCAAAAUCCAUCCCAGCUAUUAAGCAUAAACGAAAUAAAAAGGACAAGGAAAAAAAAUAUUAACCAAUAAGAUGGGAAGCAAAGCUGUGGUCUCAGUCUACUUAAUUAUUUCACAGUGUGCUGCCAUCUUUGUCACUAGUGGAGUAGCUCAAAUGCAAAAUCCGCAGGCGAUUCCAGGACUUUUUCCACCUGGCUUAGUACCUAUUGAUCUCGUCAAAUGUUGGUCGUCUCUCUUUACCGUCGAAGGAUGUGUCCUGGCAAUCUCCAACUCAUUUUUUUCUGGAAAAUUUGAAAACGUUGAAGCGGCAUGCUGCAAGGUGUUUUCAACUUUAGAUGCAAACUGUUGGCCUCAUAUGUUUCCUUUGAAUCCUUUCUUCCCUCCUCUCCUCAAGGACAAUUGUGCGCGUAUCAUCCCUAACUCCCCUGCACACAACUGAAAGGAAUAAUGAUUGUUCAUCUACAGUUUUAGACUAGUAUAUUAGCUUCAGUGUCUAAGUUUUUCAUGUGUGAACUCAAUUAUUAGGAGAGCCCUAUAUUUACCUUUUCCUCAAUAAAGUGAAAUUUUAGCAAUAUCUACAACUCUUGUCAAUGUUUCUUGGUCACAUUAUACUUCUAUAAUUACAAAUACAUCACUGGAAAUGGGUUUGUUAUCUAUCUUCAGUUGGCUAUGUAAAAUAUUAUAUCGGAAAUUAAAACUCACAAAAACACAACUCGAACAAAGAUUGAAACAUCAAACAAAGUACAUUCAGAUAAAUUGACACAAAAAGGAUUCAGAAGACUCAAAACGUCGAAAAAUAUGUCUUAAUUGGCCUUUCUCGUCAGUUUAUGCAAGGGCAAGAAAAGAUAACACAUAACUCUAAAAUAAACCUAUUAAUUUUAAAUGGUUUGAAUUUCACCCUAAGGUUUCUGGUCAUAAAACCUUUAGAUAUUCAAAAUGAAAAAUCUGCUAACUAUAAAAAGUAAAAUCAAACAUAAGGAGAAAAACACAACUUUAGUUUGUUAUCUUACAGGUACAUAUAUAAACAAUGAGUUUUAUUACAAUACUGAUAUGAAAGAUUGGGAAAAGGAUAAAUAAUUUUUUUAUAGAACUCACAAGCAUAAUAUUAAGUUCCCAUUCGUAUAGCUUUGUUAUUUCUUUUUAUUCCCAGGACAGUUACUUCCUUUUUCUCAUCCUAUCCUCAUAUUCUUCAUUAGAUUAGCCAUGCAAAUACAACAAAAAAAAUGAUGGCAACAAAGCUUUGGUACUCUAUUUAUUUAUAACCAAAUUCUUUAGUGCCCUUACAGCAUCCAUCAACAUCUGCUUAACUUGCAUAAAACAUUACGACCUUACUUAUAUAGAUUCUCAAUACCUACUCAUUACAACCUACUUGUCCUGAUGUCCUUCAAACAAAAAUUUACUCACCAUAAGAAAAUUAGAAACCGGCUGCUAUUUUACAUGCGGUUUUCCUAAGAUGAUAUAGUUAAGGUUAAUCAUCUUACGGCUGAGACACAUUCACAUAUUUUAAAACAAAUAUCAAAAACAAUAGAAAAUAGUGGGGGUCAAAAGAAACUUUCAAUCUUCUGUUUGAUAACGUAAAUAUGAACAUACUAUAGUUAUAUUGGUCAACUCAACUUCAUGAAAGAAAGUGUAACUCAAAAUACAUUAAACCUAAACAUGAGUUUCAUUUUGA